AUGGCAAAGAUCCAAAGGUUUGUGAAAAUAAGGCGAUUUCACACCAUCACACACCAAGAAACCAUUAAACCAUCAGCCCCAACACCUCCUCACCUCAAUCUUCAUAAUCUAUCAACGAUUGAUUACAUGAUCCCAACCGUUCAUAUGCCGUUGGUUUUCUUCUACAAAAACUACAACAAGGUUGACAUCAACAAAUUAAAAAACUCGUUGUCAAAGAGUUUAACACAAUACUAUCCAUUUGCAGGUCGGCACCUUUCCCCUUCUACCCCUCACAUCGAUUGCAAUGAUGAAGGAGUCGAGUUCUUGGAAGCUUCUAUCGACAUCCCAUUCCAUGACUUCAUUCUUAAGAGAGACGUAGACGAAACAAUAUUAAACAAACUCAUUCCUAAAGGGCUAGGUUCUGCGGUUAAUGUAACUAGUCCUAAUAUGCUAGAGGUCCAACUAAACCAUUUCCCGUGUGGUGGGGCUGCAGUCACUGUGUCCAUCUCACACAAGGUAGCUGACACAUUCACGAUGGGCAACUUCGUCAACCAUUGGGCAACCGUUACUCGUGGUGGAUCACCAAUGAUGCCAAGUUUCGUUUCAAACAACGACUGA
Messenger RNA from Erigeron canadensis, 597 nucleotides. RefSeq names its product stemmadenine O-acetyltransferase-like. The record is from RefSeq and is a predicted model, not a curated record. NCBI's taxonomy places the organism in Eukaryota, Viridiplantae, Streptophyta, Magnoliopsida, Asterales, Asteraceae. The coding region runs from base 1 to 597 and encodes 198 amino acids. The transcript has a single exon.